AUGCCUCGGUAUACCAUACCUGGAGUUGGAAAGUAUAGUAUCACUUCUAUGAAUCGAAGUGCGCGUUUGCGAGGCGACUCUGAAGUAAGAUACACAAGCGACCAUGGCGAUGGUGCUGAAAGUAUUAAAGGACCAAUACAAGCCCAGGUAUAG
Molecule: messenger RNA, 153 nt
Organism: Batrachochytrium dendrobatidis JAM81
Lineage: Eukaryota; Fungi; Chytridiomycota; Chytridiomycetes; Rhizophydiales
Exons: 2
Coding region: 1-153 (50 amino acids)
Source: RefSeq, a predicted model, not a curated record